CAUCUUGCACCUCGCUCGUUUGAGAAGCCGGCCGCCCUAAAAAAUCUAGAGUUUCACGCGUUCGCGCGGCCUUAGCAACUUCGUGAGUGAUUUUUGUACACUCGCAACGAAUCCAGGAAUCCGUCGUGUUGAAUUCAAUCAAUAUUCAGGCUCGGAAUGGUUUAGGUUCAUUACUGUUCUCACAUGCACGUAGCUGGAUAAGCAAGAAAGUUAAAGUCGCUAAUAGCUCUAAGUUUGGAAUAGACAGUCGAGAUAGUAUACCAUUCAACAAGACGCUUAUCGAUAAUAAUACUUCUCUAAGAAUGGCUUUACCAAGUAGAGCACGUGUCUACGCUGAUGUAAAUUCACAUAAACCAAGAGAAUACUGGGACUAUGAAUCUUAUGUUGUCGAUUGGGGGCAACAAGAUGAUUAUCAGUUAGUAAGAAAAUUAGGCAGGGGUAAAUAUAGUGAAGUAUUCGAGGCCAUAAAUGUUACAAACAAUGAAAAUUGUGUUGUAAAAAUAUUGAAGCCUGUUAAAAAGAAGAAAAUAAAAAGGGAAAUAAAAAUUUUAGAAAAUCUUAAAGGUGGGACCAACAUAAUUACACUCCAAGCAGUUGUUAAAGAUCCAGUUUCAAGGACACCGGCAUUGAUUUUCGAACAUGUCAACAACACAGAUUUCAAGCAAUUAUAUCAGACGUUAACUGACUACGACAUAAGAUACUACCUCUAUGAAUUAUUAAAAGCGCUAGAUUAUUGUCACAGUAUGGGAAUUAUGCACAGAGAUGUGAAACCGCACAAUGUUAUGAUAGACCAUGAAAAUCGAAAAUUACGAUUGAUUGACUGGGGACUAGCAGAGUUUUAUCAUCCUGGUCAAGAAUAUAAUGUACGAGUAGCUUCCCGCUAUUUUAAAGGCCCGGAAUUACUUGUAGAUUAUCAAAUGUACGAUUAUUCAUUAGAUAUGUGGUCAUUGGGUUGCAUGCUAGCGAGCAUGAUAUUCAGGAAAGAACCGUUUUUUCAUGGACAUGAUAAUUAUGAUCAACUAGUUCGAAUUGCAAAAGUUCUUGGAACUGAAGAGCUAUUCGAAUAUCUUGACAAGUAUCAUAUUGAAUUAGAUCCUCGUUUUAACGACAUACUAGGCCGACAUUCGCGUAAACGUUGGGAACGUUUUGUACAUUCGGAGAAUCAACAUUUAGUGUCCCCAGAUAGUUUGGAUUUUCUUGACAAACUCUUACGCUAUGAUCAUUAUGAAAGAUUAACUGCACGUGAAGCAAUGGAACAUCCUUAUUUUUAUCCUAUAGUAAAAGAACAGGGUCGUUUGAUGGUGUCAUCGUCACCUACUCCCAUGGCAGGCUCAGUGCCUGUAGGUGAGUAGCGACCCAGAUCAUCGUGGCGUAACAAUGAGCAGCGUACCGAUUCAUGGGACAAACGGAUUGGAAAGCAUGGAAGAAAUUGGAAGUGGGUGUUUGACCCUCUCAGAAG
This is a messenger RNA of Cyphomyrmex costatus, 1459 nucleotides long. RefSeq names its product casein kinase II subunit alpha (gene CkIIalpha). The coding region runs from base 303 to 1352 and encodes 349 amino acids. The transcript is spliced from 8 exons. Lineage: Eukaryota; Metazoa; Arthropoda; Insecta; Hymenoptera; Formicidae. Gene Ontology annotation, molecular function: ATP binding; protein serine/threonine kinase activity. The record is from RefSeq and is a predicted model, not a curated record. Gene Ontology annotation, cellular component: cytosol; nucleus; protein kinase CK2 complex. Gene Ontology annotation, biological process: peptidyl-threonine phosphorylation; regulation of cell cycle; peptidyl-serine phosphorylation.